GAGGGCGUGUGUAAUGUCUACUGUGUCACAUGACUAGAAGGAGCUCCUGGUCCUGGAAGCUGUGUGAUCAUGCCGACGACACAACCGUCCCCUCAAGAUGAGCAGGAGAAGCUCCUCGAUGAAGUUAUCCAGGCUGUGAAGGUUCAGUCGUUCCAGAUGAAAAGAUGUCUGGACAAGAACAAAUUGAUGGAUGCUCUAAAACAUGCCUCAAACAUGCUUGGUGAGCUGCGCACCUCCAUGCUCUCUCCAAAGAGCUACUACGAGCUCUACAUGGCUAUUUCAGAUGAGCUGCAUUAUCUGGAGGUGUAUCUGACAGAUGAAUUUUCUAAAGGAAGAAAAGUGUCUGAUCUGUAUGAGCUGGUACAAUAUGCCGGAAACAUCAUCCCCAGGCUUUAUCUGCUCAUCACAGUUGGAGUGGUCUACGUCAAGUCAUUCUCCCAGUCCAGAAAAGACAUCCUGAAAGACAUGGUGGAGAUGUGUCGCGGAGUGCAGCAUCCUCUGAGAGGACUCUUUCUCCGAAAUUACCUGUUACAAUGCACUAGGAACAUUCUGCCGGAUGAAGGAGAGCAGACACACGAGGACAUUACCGGUGAUAUCAGCGACUCUAUGGAUUUUGUGCUGCUGAAUUUUGCCGAGAUGAACAAGCUUUGGGUCCGAAUGCAACACCAAGGACACAGUCGGGACAAAGAGAAAAGAGAGCGCGAGAGACAGGAGCUCCGCAUCUUAGUGGGAACGAACUUAGUCCGACUGAGCCAGCUGGAAGGCGUAAACGUGGAGAGAUACAAACAGAUUGUGUUGCCUGGGAUAUUGGAACAAGUUGUUAACUGCAGGGAUGCCUUGGCUCAGGAAUACCUCAUGGAAUGCAUAAUCCAGGUUUUUCCUGAUGAAUUCCAUCUUCAGACCCUAAACCCUUUCCUCAGAGCCUGUGCUGAACUGCAUCAAAAUGUCAAUGUGAAAAAUAUAAUCAUUGCUUUAAUCGACAGACUUGCUCUGUUCGCACAUCGGGAAGAUGGACCUGGAAUCCCAGCAGAUAUCAAGCUGUUUGACAUCUUCUCUCAGCAGGUGGCCUCCGUCAUACAGUCCAGACAGGACAUGCCUUCGGAGGAUGUAGUUUCUUUGCAAGUUUCUCUCAUUAACCUUGCGAUGAAGUGCUAUCCCGACCGCGUGGAUUAUGUUGAUAAAGUGCUUGAGACAACAGUGGAAAUCUUUAACAAGCUCAACCUUGAACACAUUGCCACAAGCAGCGCAGUUUCCAAGGAGCUGACCAGACUUCUGAAAAUCCCCGUCGAUACUUAUAACAAUAUCCUGACGGUCCUGAAGCUAAAGCAUUUCCACCCUCUCUUUGAGUACUUUGAUUAUGAGUCGCGGAAGAGUAUGAGCUGUUACGUAUUGAGCAGCGCGCUGGAUUAUAAUACAGAAGUCGGCACCCAGGAGCAGGUGGACGCCAUCAUGAAUCUCGUAUCAACACUGAUACAAGACCAGCCUGACCAGCCGGCGGAGGACCCGGAUCCUGAAGAUUUUGCGGAUGAACAGAGUCUAGUUGGACGAUUUAUCCACCUCUUGCGUUCAGAUGACCCAGAUCAACAGUAUUUGAUUCUCAACACAUCUCGGAAACACUUUGGUGCGGGAGGAAACCAGAGAAUUCGCUACACGCUACCGCCGCUGGUGUUCGCAGCUUAUAAACUCGCUUUCCGAUAUAAAGAAAAUGCCAAAGUAGAUGAUAAAUGGGAGAAGAAAUGUCAGAAGAUCUUCUCCUUUGCACAUCAGACGAUCAGUGCAUUAAUUAAAGCCGAACUGGCUGAGUUGCCCCUCAGGCUAUUCCUCCAAGGAGCCUUGGCAGCUGGUGAAAUUGGAUUUGAAAACCACGAGACUGUGGCCUAUGAAUUCAUGUCUCAGGCGUUUUCGCUGUAUGAAGAUGAAAUCAGUGAUUCGAAAGCCCAGUUAGCAGCCAUCACACUGAUUAUCGGGACCUUUGAGAAGAUGAAGUGUUUCAGUGAGGAGAACCAUGAGCCUCUUAGGACACAGAGUGCUCUGGCAGCUUCCAAGCUCUUGAAGAAACCCGACCAGUGCCGAGCAGUGAGCACCUCGGCUCACCUCUUCUGGUCAGGGCGCAACACGGACAAGAAUGGAGAGGAGAUUCACAGUGGAAAGCGAGUGAUGGAGUGUUUGAAAAAAGCUCUGAAGAUAGCAAAUCAGUGCAUGGAUCCCUCUCUACAAGUCCAGCUCUACAUCGAAAUUCUCAACAGAUACAUCUACUUCUAUGAGAAGGAAAAUGAUGCGGUCACUGUCCAGAUUCUAAACCAAGUUAUCCAGAAGAUUAGAGAUGACCUUCCCAGCCUAGAGGCCAGUGAAGAAACUGAACAAAUUAACAAACACUUUCACAACACGCUUGAGCAUUUACGUCUGAGAAGAGAAGCUCCAGAGGCAGAAGGACCCAUGUAUGAGGGUCUCGUUCUUUAAGGAAGAUCCUUCAUAUUCUUCGUUACAUACCCUACUUAAUACUCUUUU
Spea bombifrons (plains spadefoot toad) is the source of this 2508-nucleotide messenger RNA. It is a transcript of the gene VPS35, whose product is annotated as VPS35 retromer complex component. The transcript has 17 exons. Bases 70 to 2460 code for a protein of 796 amino acids. Lineage: Eukaryota; Metazoa; Chordata; Amphibia; Anura; Pelobatidae. Gene Ontology annotation, biological process: retrograde transport, endosome to Golgi; intracellular protein transport. Gene Ontology annotation, cellular component: retromer, cargo-selective complex; late endosome; retromer complex. The record is from RefSeq and is a predicted model, not a curated record.